CAUAACCAAAAUACAAAAAUGGAUUAGAAAGUGGGCCAAGAAGUGAAAAUUAAGGCCCAAACAAGCCCACAAUUGAAAGAGAAACAGAGAGAGUGAAACAUUGUCGAAGGUUGUAGUGUUUGUUGUGUCUCGCAGGUAACAACAGUAUCAGAGAGAGAUCAGAGAUUGAACAAGAUGAACACAGACAUCACUGCAUCCACCAAGCCAGAGUACCCCGUCAUUGAUCGCAACCCUCCCUUCACCAACGUCGUCGGCAACUUCAACACCCUCGACUAUCUCCGCUUCGUCACCAUCACCGGCGUUUCCGUCACCGUCGGCUACCUCUCCGGGAUUAAGCCUGGAAUUCGAGGACCUUCCAUGGUGACUGGAGGUUUGAUUGGACUCAUGGGUGGAUUCAUGUACGCUUACCAGAACUCAGCUGGUAGACUCAUGGGUUUCUUCCCCAACGAUGAUGAGGUAGCUCGCUUUAACAAGAAAUGAUCAAUUUUUUGGAGUUUUCAGCUCCUGGGGUGUUGUUUUUAGGGUUCCCUGAAAUGGAAAAUCCCUCUGUUAUAGGUGUUUUUGAAUAACCAAUGUUCCCUUGAGGUUCUAGUUCUUGUGAUUGUUGUUGUUAGUAGAUUUCUGUGUUUUGUUUGUUCUACCUCCAUUUUUCAGUUAUACCAAGAUAAAGCUUUAGGCCAACAGUGGUCUUAUGAAUACAAUUUGUCAUUCUCUAUGAAUUCUAUGCUGUAUGACUCUUAUGAGCAAUGGAACUAAUUCUGUGCUUGGCCACUA
Lotus japonicus is the source of this 774-nucleotide messenger RNA. Its product is annotated as NADH-ubiquinone oxidoreductase 20.9 kDa subunit. The record is from RefSeq and is a predicted model, not a curated record. NCBI's taxonomy places the organism in Eukaryota, Viridiplantae, Streptophyta, Magnoliopsida, Fabales, Fabaceae. The transcript has 2 exons. Bases 175 to 480 code for a protein of 101 amino acids.